Molecule: messenger RNA, 2480 nt
Organism: Caenorhabditis sp. 36 PRJEB53466
Lineage: Eukaryota; Metazoa; Nematoda; Chromadorea; Rhabditida; Rhabditidae
Source: the annotation of a GenBank genome assembly
AUGGCAACAGAGGUGGAGAAAAAGUUGGCCAGACAGCCGUAUUUCGACCUAAAUUCGCUGACUCAAUCGGUUAUUGUCACCUAUAAGGCCGGCGCGAAAUUGGACAAAAUUGUGAGCGUUCGUGCCGCCUACGUGGUGAGUUACGGUAGUUGUUUGGCCCCCCCGCGUGACCAACUUUCCAGGACAUUUGCAACAAACCGAACGUGCGCGGUACGGUAGUGUCGCUGCCGGGCUCGCCCGGCUCUCACAACGACAUCAAAUACAUGCGCGACUCGUUCGAAACGCACAACAUCCGUCUGGUGUGCACCAACUGGCCCGGCUCGGAAUUUGUGACCGGUCACCCGAAAAUUACUGUACUUUGUUCACUCGUCAAGCGUUGAGUUUUUAGGCGGUCUACGCGACAGCUACACAAACGACGAGCGCAACUCGUACAUGAAGGCGUUGAUGGAAAAAUUGGAGCUAAAUCGCGUCGACAAACUGAUUAUAAUGGGACAUUCGCGCUCCGGCGAGACCGCCCUGCAGUUGGCGCAUCUAUUGUCGGUUUGUAAACGAACCGGCCAACGACUUUGAGGAUAUUUGAAGGCGGACAAAAGUUGGCCACUCGUCGGCGCCGCAAUGCUAAACUCGCCGGGAUUCGUGCCGCACAGGGGGAUUAGUGUGCGGUGAGAGACUUGGUGGCGAUGCGCCACGGCGACCAAAAAAGGUAGAAAGGGGCGUGGCCUAGCGUGCACCGUUUAUCACGAUUUUUGGCGCGCGAAAUUCGAAAUUUAACCCCAUUUUUCACAUGUUUUUCGUCAAAAAUUACCCAAAUUUUGGUCGAUUUCGCGACCAUGUAAUUGCAUAACUUUUGUUAAACUAAUCAUCGCGCACUUUUUGAGCUUAAAACGAGCGCAUGUUUCAUUCAGAAAUGAAUCAAUUGAAUCGAUUUUCAAGUUUUGUGCUGAAAAUGCGCGAAUUUCAGUCAUUCGUCGAUACUUUUUGCCGUUUGAACGCUUAAAAUACUUGUAUAAACGUGCUUAAUCACUUCCGACACUCACUUCGUCUCAAAACUAUUCAGAUCUGCCGGUAUGAAAAUUCCGAAUUGCGAAAUAUGCCAAAAACGUCUCAAACGCGGCGUUUUCACGAAAAUUUCAAUGUUUUUUCUCUUUAAUGUCUCUUCUUUCGUCGAUAUCAGACACAAAAAUAUCGGAAAAGUGCUGAAAUUGCGGCAAUUUUCAAAAAACGCGUCUCAGAUUAGGCCACGCCCCCCUUUCUACACGUUUGAUCGCUUUUAUGCAAGACACGCUUUUGGCUCCUCUUUCAGAAUGACCUUCAUCAACACUCUCGCGUUCCUGAUAAAACUGCGCUGCCGGGCGAUCGAUUGUUUUCUGUUCCCGAUUCUUGAUUGGUGUAAGUCGAUUGCCACUUUCGAUUCAAACGACCAAUAUCUAUUCACAAGUCUACAACGACGUUGUCGGCCUACGCGUGGCCGACGGAAAAGUCUCGGCGGCGGCCGUUCUUCCCAUGCAAACUUUUGCGUUCGCGCAACAAAAAGCGACGAUCGACGAGAUGAGGAGCCGGCCGUGGGUACGUUCUGUUGGGUUUUGAAAGGAAAUGGAAAAAAGAAAAAGAGACGAACAGCUGUUGUAGAUUCGAAUGUUCUACGCGUACGGUUCCAAGGAUUUCCUGGUGGCCGAGUCGGAUUCCGAGGAGUUGGCCAUGUAUUUCAAAGGAGAUCAUUAUGUAAGCGCGCCACGGUCUCCAGAGCUGACAAUAUGGGCGUGGCCUCGGCCAAAUGGCUUUUCAUGAAUUGAGCAGGUUUUCUGUGAUUUUUGUGGUCAACGGCGAUGAAAAAUGCAUGUUCGACAUGAAAACACACUAAUUCUCACAGAAUUAAUGACGUUUUGACGCAUUUUUCGCGGAUUUCGCUUUUUCGCCUUCGCCGCCCAAAAACCGCACUUCUCAUUCUGCGCUUUCUUGACCGUUUUCAGACAGAAUUGGUUUUGAGAAUGAUAAAUCACGUAAAUACAAGCAUUUUGAGCACUCGAACCGCGAAAAUUACCGAAAAACAACUGAAAUUCACGCAGUUUUAGCCAAAAACGUUCAAACGGAUAAAUGUGAUUUGCAACUUGACCAAAUUUAACGCUCUUGCGCUUAAAAAAUUCGUAAUAGCCUAUGCAAUCGGUCUAUCGAGAGACAAAUGAGAAAUUAUCGAUUUUUCGUGGCUAAUCAGGCAAAAAACACAAAUUUUGCUGUUAAAAUUUGAAUUUCGCGCUUAUAAGAGACUCUUGACCAAGUUUUUCGAUAUUAUUCCUUAAUUUCAGAUAAUCAAUGACGCAAAAGAGGCAGAAGAGGCGAUACCAGAGAUCUGGAAGAGUUACGCGUCGGGACACCCCUACGUGACUGCGAAUUUCAAAAAUGAAGGCCACUACCUGCAGAAAACGUGUCCGGAAUUCUUGAUUCAGGUGCUCGCAGGAAUGUUCGAAGUGGAAACUGUCUAA